AUGUGGUGUCGAACUCUUGAAAUUUACACUUUUCCCAGAAGUAGAUUGGACUAUGUAAAAAGUCGAGUUUCCAAGAUCCACGAACUUGUUGAGGAGGUACAUGUUUAAAUAUUUCUAUAAUUUGUUUUCUCUAAGUUUUAAGCUUUAAAAUUCUUGCUUUUAUCAGUAAAAUACUCAAAAUAUAAAUAUUUUUCAGGUAACAUCGCCUCCAUACCCAAGGGUAGCACCCACUUACUCUGUUCUGGAUGACAAUGAAACUAUGAAAAUGAGUUUGAUGUUGUUUGUUCCUGUAGAGAGAUCGGUAUGUAUGAAAAGUCAGCCAGCUAAUUAUUAAACAGUUUGUGAUAACAUUUAAUACCUGUGCAGUCUAUCGGCACUAUUAUUGAUUAAAUUCAUACCGUGUACAAUUCAUCAGUUAUAAUAACAUUGCUCUAGUUUGUAGUGAGGCAUAAUUACAAUGCAAUGGACAAAACCAUGCAAAGGAAUUUUCAUGAAGACAUUUCAAAAAGCGCGGGCAUAUUGUCAAAUCGUAAUCAGUUUUAUUUUGUAGGAUGAACUCCAAAUUAUUUUGGAACAAAUGGAAAUGGUAGUUGGGGAAUUAUCUGUCCCUGAUGUUUGCUUUGUUGAGCAGCGGGUGAAAUAUGACGAGACAGAAAGGCCCGAACUUGUUGCCGAAGAAACUAAAAAGGUUGCUUCGGAGUCCCAAUCACCAAGUGAGAACGACGAAACGGAUGUUGGAAAAGAGGUUGAAAUUGAAGAGGAAGAGAGUGACGAGGAAGAUGAUGAAGUUAGAUCACUGGAUAUCGAUGCAGGAAAAUGGGUAAGCUUAGACAUAAAUAUACUGUAUGGUUGAAGCUUAUUGGGGAAAACUUUCAUUUAUGCUUGUUAUUUAAUUAAUUUCCUGUUUAUGGGGGUUAACUAGUUGAAAUUUUUCACUUGUGCUAUCUGCAUGUCACAAAACGUAAAAUGUUUUAUAGUUUUUGUCACAAAUAAUGAAUAAGAAUAAUAGUGUGUAGCAGCAGCAAGCUAACAAACUUUUGUACUUAAGGUGGCUCGAUGCAGUUUUCAAAAACUUCAUGUGUCUAACAGUUUGACAGUGUUAAACGUCGUAUAUUUAGGUUUUAUGCCGCAGAUAUCAGGACGUUCAUCUAUGUUGAUGUUUCGUCUUUCAAAUUAUGUCAGUUUUGGUAACACAUAGUUUGUUGCUAUGGCAACACACGCAUACGAAAUUCACUCUAAAAAAGCCUAUUGCUUCGUGUAGUUGGAAAAAAGCUCGGUGACCCUCAAUUUUUUUUCGUGCAUCAUUUUACUUAGAACAUACACUAACAAUAAGCAAACUGAUAUAAAAAAUUCUGUCAUGGCAAAAUAUUUGUAUUGAGGAAAAUCACAUUUUUGCAUUUUUCAAAAAACUGGCGGGACAAAUUUUUUUUAUAUUUUGCUUAUUGUUGGUGUAUGUUCUGAGUAAAAUAAUGUACGAAAAAAGUUGGGGGUCACCGACCUUUUUUUCCAACUACACAAAGCAAUAGGCUUCUUUAGAGUGAAUUUUGUAUGUGCGUGUUGCCAUAGCAACGAACUAUGUGUUAUCAAAACUGACAUAAUUUGAAAGACGAAACAUCAAAAUAGAUGAACAUCUUGAUAUCUGCAGCAUAAACCUAAAACUACGACGUUUAACACUGUCAAACUGUUAGACCCCUAAAGUUUUUGAAAACUGCAUCGAGCCACCUUAAAUAGACUUCUUUGUAACUGUGGCAAUUGAUACACCAGGCGGAAAUUUUAGUUUAAAGAUAAAGAGCAGAGCCCAGCAAAUAACUUUAAAUCCAAACAUAAUAAAAGUAAAAAAAUUAUUAGCUAACGUUUCGUUGUUUACAAUACAACAUCUUCAGAGCAAUCUAAAUGAAUUUAAAAAACUCAUUAAUAAUUCAGGAGCAAAACACAAAGAAAAAUCAUAAGCGUGUCGUGGUUUUAUAUGUGAUAAAAAAUCACGUUUAGCUUUGAUUUUCUCGGUUUAGUCAAAGUUUAUUUUAAAAAUUACUUCGCCAAUGAACUCGUAUAAGUCGUUUUUAAGCUAUUUAAUGCACUUGUAGUCGUGUUUUAUCACAUAUAAAAGACUCCGCUACGCAUCGUGUUUUAUAUGUGAUAAAACACUCCUACGCGUGCUUUAAAUGGUACUUCAAACACUCAUUAAUAAUUCAUAAGCUUAUUGGCAAAUCAUGUCAACUAUAAUAUGUCACGUGCAGUGGCUUUAAACCUGAUAAAACACUCCUAAUUAGUAUUCUUUAUAUAAAGAAUACUAAUAAGGCAGUAUCUAUUGUUGUCGUGUCCUCAUUAGUAUUUUUUAUAUAAAGAAUACUAAUAAGGCGGUAUAUCUAUUGAAUUUGUAUAGUCGUGUUUGAAGCCGUUUAAUAAACUCGCAGGUCGUGUUUUAUUAGGUCUAAAGCCACUCGCGCUGCGCGCUCGUGGCUUUAAACCAAUAAAACAGUACUUAUUAAGUAGUCACUGAUAAGUUGUUUUUCUUUCUAUUCAUAUGUUCUUUCAAACUAUGUAACCGUUUUUGUAAUAUUAAACCAUUAUUUUGUAAAUAUAUUUUAAAAACUCAUUAAAAAUUCAUGAAGAAAACACAAAGAAAAAUCAUAAGCGUGUCGUAUCUGUAUAUGUGAUAGAGAUUCAUGUUGAUUUACAUAAACUUUAACUUUGAUUUUCUCGGCUUAGACAACGUUUAUUUUUAAAAUUACUUCGCCAAUGAACUCAUAAGAUGAGUCAUUUUUUAAGUUGUUUACAACAUUCGCGUCCGUGUUGUAUCAGAUAUACAAACUCUCGCCUUCGGCUCGAGUUUGUAUAUCUGAUACAACACGGCCGCGAAUGUUGUAAACAUUACUUAAAAAAAUCAUUAAUAAUUAAGUCGUAUCUAUAAUUAAGUCGUAUCUUUAUAUGUGAUAAAAAAUCAUGUUAAUUUACAUAAACUUUAGCUUUGAUUUUCUCGGUUUAGACAAAGUUUAUUUUAAAAAUUACUUCGCUAAUGUUAAUGUACUCAUCAAAAGAUGGGUCGUUUUUUAAGCCAUUUAAAGCACUUGUAGUCGUGUUUUAUCAGAUAUAAAACGCUCGGCUGCGCCUCGCGUUUUAUAUCUGAUAAAACACUCCUACGCGUGCUUUAAAUAGUACAUACCAUACCCUGUAAAUUCAUUUAGAUUGCUCUGAAGAUGUUGUAUUGUAAACAACGAAGCGUUAGCUAAUAAAUUUUUUACUUUUAUUAUGUUUGGAUUUAAAGUUAUUUGCUGGGCUCUGCUCUUUAUCUUUAGACUUCUUUGUCACAAAGUGAGGCAACUGCUUGGAUAAUUUUCAAAUCUUUUUCAAGAUCAAAACGUUCUGGUUAACCAAAUAAGAAACUAAUAGGAUAUGUUGCAUGAGCCUUCUAUCUUUGAUCGUCGAUCUGACUUUCACAUGUUCCUAUUUGAUCUCAGGUGAACAAUAUAUUGAUGUGGAAUAUUAAUAACCUACUGGCUGAGAGUGAGGGCAGUACGGGAAAAUAUUAAACCAAGAUCUUGCCGCUGUCUUGACCGAGCAAUAGUUAGGUCAAUAUAGCAAGACCCAGGUUUGAUAUUUCCCCGUACUGCCCGAACAGUCGAAGACAGCAAGUCUUUUUAUUACAUGACAUUAUAUACGAUUGUUAAAAAAUGAAAAAAGUCAUGCUAGGGCAAAGUACAAAGUCCGAAACAUUUGCAAAAACAAAAGAAACUUAUCUCUUGGUUAUUGUGAAACUACUCUACAGCACAUUUUAGAGAAAACUAACAGCGUUUUGGAAGUAUUUCAAGAGCAAUCUCUAGCUAUUUAGUCAGUUUAAUCAAACACAACAAAUAUGAGAACAAUAAAAUAAAUAAACAGCAUCGACAAGUAUAUUUUUAGUUCGCUUCAUUUCAUAUUUAUGUCUCCUUUUAAAUGAAUAAAAACACACUUUUUCAGAUAAAACUAUAAAUCUGUGGCUGCUAUAAUGGUAUUAAUUUUAUGUCUAUAAUUCCUCCUGGAAGUCCUGGCCAUCUGCAAAUAAAAUUUGCAGAUCUAUGUUCAAAAUACAACUAUUUCUGACUGCUUUAACAGUAAAAACAUUGUCGUCUAGCUACGGCCUUGCUUACACUGUCUCAUUUUUUAGGUGAAAGCAAAACGGGAUUGCCCAGUUUGUGGACAGAGCAAAAGUAACAUUGUUAGCCAUCUACAAAGAGUGCACAAAAAGACCCACCGUGAUGCCCUCAAUUUAUCGCAGAGCAUGAGAAAGACUAAAGCAAGCACCAAAAAUGUUUUGGACCGAGUGCCAUGUCCAAUUGAAACUUGCAACAAACCAGUGAAAAGACUUGACAAGCAUCUAAAAACUGUGCAUAAACUUAAACCUAGCUCUCCAAGUUUUAUUCGGUGAGUUUUAACAUGGAACAUUACUAAAUACAUUAAUCUUGCCGCUAAGGGACCGUUCAUUAUUUAUACCAGGGGUUGGUACCGAAGAGAUUUGGGUUGGGCAAUCAAGUUUUUGACUAGCUCAUGGGUUGGGUAAAAAAAUUUAUGGCUGUUUGUCAGCUAUAAAAUAAAAUAGAAUAAGACCAAAAUUACCAUGCAUUGGAUAAUAUGAAGAAAAAUGUGUACAAUAUACAUUCUGUACCAAAAUAGACCAUCAGUGAUCGAGGAAGGACUCUAUCAUUGAUCAGCAGGAACAUGAUUGCUUUGGCAUACUCAGUGAGUUUGAGUGUGAGUGAGCUUUUAGAAUAUAGGCAACUUGAUUUCUGUCACCAUAAUCUUGUUUGUUUAAUAAUUAUGAAGUAUAGUAACACAUGGGUUGGGUAAACAUUAUUUUGACCAUUGUUGAGGUUGGGUAAAUAAAAAAUGUACAGUGUUUUUCUCUUCUCUUCGGUACCAACCCCAGGUAUAAAUAAUGAACGGUCCCUAAUUAAUCUAGCAUAGCACAUAAUGUUGUGCUCAUUGUAGUGGUAGUUGAGAUAUAGUAUUUUGAAUUUCUCGCAUGGUUCUGUGUGAAUAGCGAGAAGAACAAGGUUAAAGUCAUGACAAGUACUACAAGUACGGUACUUGACAAGUAGGGGUUAGAGGACAAAAAAUUGCCUGGAGUAAUGAAGGUUUCUAACAAAUGCAGCAAAGAUAGAUGUGUCAAAAGUUGCUGUGCAGCAAACUGUGGAAUGAUUCAGAAAAAUAAAUCCUAUUCCACUCUACGAAGGUCUAGGAGACCGGUACAUCAAAACAACUUCUUUGCGUAACAGAACUGCCAGUCUUCCAUUCAGGGCACAUGCAGCUAAUCUCCUUCUUUCUAUUGUGUUGCUAAUUGUUUUCUGUUGGAUAGUGUUAAUUAAGGAUUGAUUGAAUAUUAUCACCAAUCACAGGUUUGUUAUGCAAAGAAGUCAAUUCCUGCCAGAGGAACUAGUAUUGCAUUUUUUUUCAACCGUUCCUGGUCAUGUCUAAAAUAGUGUGUAUAUGUGAUCACUUGGAUUAUCUAUCCAUGCAUACCAGCUUAUAAAUUCCACCAAGUGAAGUGCGAAUCCCAGUUUUUCAAGUCCAUCUUUUGACACAUCUAUAUUUGCAGCAAAUUGCCUCGGUUUGAAACCCUCAUUACUCAGAGCAAUUAUUAGUUCUCUAACUCCUUUACUGAACUUUAGGUGCUCAUGCAUUUAGAGGAUUAUUUUAACUUCUGUCCUCAUUUAUUAUGGCCAAAAACAGAAUGAAAGGCGCGUGGGAGACAAUUGCAGAGCACAAUGCGCAUGUAAAGUGCUCCUACCAUUUUUUAAUCAUACCUUUCAACUAUAUUUCAAUCAUCAUCAGGAGUGAGUGACAACUAAAUGAUGAUUAAAGUUUUGCAUGAUUGAAACGUCAAGAUUAAAAAAGUUGUCUCUUUUCGGACUUGGCGAUGUUACGAGCUCUGAUAAAAUAUAACAAAAAGAAAUGUUUUAUGAAUCUGUGAGCACGUCGGAAAAUUUAAGGAAAAUGGAAAGUCCUUAAAUGAGAAUGUGUUAACCUUUACGUAGCAAUGCCAGAAGCGUAGCCAAGGCUGGGGCCCGGAGGGUCCGGCUCCCCUGGCAAAAUUUUUGCCCCCCUGAUAAAAUGUAUUGUAUAAAAAGGGAAUCCUGGAUUAUAUAGCUUCAUGCUGUCAAUAAUGCAAAAAUUCUGUAGAAUAUAUGCUUUGUUGCGCAUCGGUAUGAAACCUAAAAUCUUGUUCGCUUAUUUGCGGCACACAGCUUGAAACACAUACCUUUCUAACCCUAAUUAUUUCAAUACGUAUUAGAUGGUUAGAUGAAGUUUAAACUAGUCUUAAAUCAGGAAAAAUGCUAUGAAAGCAAUUGUAAUGUUAUUGUCCGGAAAUGCUUUUACCGAAAAAGCGGUCGACGGGGUGGGGGGGGGGGUAAUCCGAAAAGUUUUUCUUGUGCGAACUUUGCGUUUCGGGUCACUGCCGGCUUGGCUCCACCUGGGUUUUUGCUGGCCCCCCAGACCAAAAAUCCUGGCUAUGCCUCUGAGCAAUGCAAAUUGAUGUGCCCUACUUUAGUAUGUUACUGUCUAACGCCAGAGUAUUUUACUUUAAAGCCAGAUGAUUUUAUUUGUUAAUGGGUUGAUGUAUGUUAAUUUAGAUAUAAUACACAAGGUUCAAAAUUGAGGAAGGACAUCGAAAAAGAAAUAAAAGAUGACAACAGAAAGAAAACCCCACAGAAAACACAGAAGAAACGAGACACACUUGCAGAAAAGGGCAGAAAGUCUGUUGUUUCCAUUCCAGCUAAGAAACCAGCAGCUAAAAGGCGGCUACAGCUAUGUGAUAAUCCUACCUCGCCCAGUCAACAUCCCUCUGAUGGUUCUCCACCCAGUCAUCAUUCCUCUGAUAGUUCUCCACCCAGUCAUCAUUCCUCCAAUGAUUACCCAGACAGUCCUGAUUUGUUUAUCGAUUCCACGCACAGUCAUCCUUCUGAUGAGAUCCCAACACUUGAGCACCCAGAUGUUAGAGCAGAACCUCCAGAAGAGCUGGCUGUGCCAAAAGAAAUUCAAAGAAGCUCAAUUGCAAAAGUAGUUGAAAUCCAACCACUUCUUGCUCGGUUUCUGGACCACCUGUUAUCAGUGGAAGGAGGUCGCCGGGGGCCAAAACCAUCAAGAGAAGCCCAGUGGCGAGUUGGCCGACUUCUUUACGAAGUCGAUGAAACAUUAGCUAAUGUAAAUUUGUUGUGGAAUGAUGAUGCCAUGGUACACAUACGCCGUGCCUUUAUUGAAGGCAAUCACCUUUUAACAAAGCCUAGGAAAGUAGGCACCUUACGAGCUUAUCUUUCUGCUUUGUUAAUGUUUUACAACUUUUUGUUGACCAGAGCAUCAAGUUUGGCAAACGAGUUUUAG
Molecule: messenger RNA, 7356 nt
Organism: Paramuricea clavata
Lineage: Eukaryota; Metazoa; Cnidaria; Anthozoa; Malacalcyonacea; Plexauridae
Source: the annotation of a GenBank genome assembly